Molecule: messenger RNA, 1976 nt
Organism: Cloeon dipterum
Lineage: Eukaryota; Metazoa; Arthropoda; Insecta; Ephemeroptera; Baetidae
Gene: Fign
Product: Fidgetin
Exons: 9
Coding region: 87-1931 (614 amino acids)
Molecular function (GO): ATP binding; ATP hydrolysis activity; microtubule severing ATPase activity
Source: RefSeq, a predicted model, not a curated record
GCUUGAUUUGUUUUGGCGCCGCUGCUGCUGUGUUAAAGAAUUUUCUCUUUUCCGAUUUUCUUCGCGAAUUACAAUGCUUUAGCGUAAUGACAACAGGUGCCACAAUGCCCACGACAAAUUCUGACCCUGCAUUUAGCAGUCUGGUCGAUAAAAUUCUGUUCAAGAGCCGGAACACCCCGCAAGCGCUGCGCACCGUCUGCGCUCUCAACUUCCAAAAGGGCCUCGAAAAGAAGGACGAUGCUCUUGCGGCCGAGAUUUUGGACUUUUCGGCCAAGAGGUACUACCAAAGUGCCGACGGAGUUAUUUCCAAUGUGGUCAGGGACGCCCUGAACAAGGCCCAAGCCUCCGGAGUCAAAGUGGACAGAAGCAGCUGGAAAUCUGCAUUAUCCGAGACAAAAGUGACCUCGAACGUGGCGAGGCGGCAAUGGAGCAGCGCGGAGGUGCGAGCAUGGCACCAGAAGGUCACGGACAGCGCCAAAAGGGUGCAGCAAAUGGACCUGGGUAGGGUCGCCCCCAAGAGGAAGGUGCAGGAGGAGCAGCCUCCCAGGGGCUUCUUUGUGCCCAAGGUCAGCGGCUUCGUGCCAAAGUCCAGGAGUUUUGAGGCUGAGACAAACAGUUUCUGUCCCACUGAGCCGUCCACGAGCGGUUACAAACCCGUCCAAUCGGGAUUUGUGCCCAAGACGCCGGUUGGUUGUGUACCUGGAAGGCAGAGGACCUUUGAGGAGCCGCCGAGGGCGAGUAACGGCCAUGGAUUUUCCAGUGAGCCGCCAAUGAAUGGCCGAAAUCAGUUCGGGGCCGGCAAUCCCUUCAAAACCGCCCGUGUUGAAUUGGCUGCUCAGAAUGUGAAAAAGUACGGACACGACGGUGGCGUCCUGGACGAUCCACAGCCCAAAAAGCGAAGCCUGGGGGGCAGAAGGGGGCCACCCCCGUCGGCCAGUUCAAAAUUUGUGCCGCACAAAUCCGCCUUUGGGGACAACGAGUCGAGGUCCGAUUUGGAGCUGGAGGACGAGGUGGACGAGCGGCUGAAAAACAUUCCGCCGGAGAUGGUGCAGACGAUCCGCAACGAGAUCAUGGACGUUGGAAAGCCUGUCACUUGGAACGACAUUGCUGGACUCGAAUCUGCCAAAAACACUAUUCAGGAAAUCGUGGUGUGGCCCCUUCUGCGUCCAGACAUCUUCGCAGGGCUGCGCGGUCCUCCGAAGGGAAUCCUUUUAUUCGGUCCGCCCGGCACCGGGAAGACCCUGAUCGGCAAGUGCAUCGCGUCGCAGUCCAAGUCCACCUUCUUCAGCAUCAGCGCGUCGUCCCUCACCUCAAAGUGGGUGGGCGACGGCGAGAAACUGGUGCGGGCGCUGUUCGCCGUCGCUCGCUGCCACCAGCCGGCCGUCAUCUUCAUCGACGAGAUCGACUCGUUGCUCGCCCAACGCAGCGAUUCCGAACACGAGAGUUCAAGGCGCAUCAAAACCGAGUUCCUCGUGCAGCUGGAAGGCGCCGCCACUGCCGAGGACGAACGAAUUCUUGUUGUCGGCGCCACCAACCGCCCCCAGGAGUUGGACGAGGCGGCGCGGCGGCGUCUGGUGAAGCGGCUGUACGUGCCGCUGCCCGACGUGAACGCCAGGGCGCAAAUCGUGCGCAACCUGAUGGCAGCGCAGAGCUGCGACCUUUCCGAGGUGGACGUGAUGAGAGUGGCUCGCGUCGCGGACGGAUUCUCAGGCGCUGACAUGCGCGACCUGUGCAGGGAGGCCGCCUACGGGCCCAUCAGGUCCAUCACUGAGACGCAGAUGACCCACAUCCACGCCAGCCAGGUCCGACCAAUUCAGGUGGAGGACUUCCUGGCGGCUCUGAAGCAAGUCAGACCCAGCGUGUCAAGCAAGGAUCUAAACGUGUAUGAAGAGUGGAACAGAACUUACGGCUAUGGAAAAGCAGUUACCUAGUGAUAAACAUGUACCAUGUGUUUUAAAUUAAACCUAAACUGUUAA